This is a messenger RNA of Dendronephthya gigantea, 2854 nucleotides long. Its product is annotated as protein gar2-like. Gene Ontology annotation, molecular function: RNA binding. The record is from RefSeq and is a predicted model, not a curated record. NCBI's taxonomy places the organism in Eukaryota, Metazoa, Cnidaria, Anthozoa, Malacalcyonacea, Nephtheidae. The coding region runs from base 79 to 2172 and encodes 697 amino acids. The transcript has 8 exons.
UUCACGCGUUCAAAAAUUGUGAAACAGUAAAACACGUGCUAGAGUGAAAAUUUGUUCUUUUUAACGUUUUUAAACAAAAUGGGAAAGGAUAAAGCUAGUAAAAAGAAGAGUAAAAGUGGUUUAGAAGGUGAAGUUGGGCUUAAGAAAAGAAAGAAUAUUGAGGAUGAUGCAGUUGUUGUUGCUAAAAAGCAAAAGAAGGUGGAGAAUGAUGCUGUAGUCAAGGAAAAGAAGAAAGAGAAAAAAGAUAAGAAAAAGUCAAAACAGCCAAAGGAAAUAGUUGCAGUCAAUGGUAAAGAAAAGAAAAACAAGAAGAAAAAAGAAGAAGCACCAAUGGAGGUGGAUAAGGAUUCUUCCGAUUCAUCGGAGGAUGAAAAACCACCACCAAAGGUUGCUGAUAAACCAAAUCCAGCAAAGCUGAUGGGAGUGAAAGAUGAUUCUUCUUCAAGUGAAACUGACUCAGAGGAUGAAGCACCAGCUAAACCAAAGCCUGUUGAGAAAAAGCCUGUAAAUAAGGAAUCCAGCGAUAGUAGUUCAGACUCAUCAGAUGAUGAACCUGCAAAAAAUCAAAAGAAUGAAAAAAAAGCCACACCAAAAGUUGCUGAAAAGAAAAAAACAACUCCUAAGGUUGUUGCAACAAAGCAAGAUGCAAAAGAUGAUUCUUCCAGUGAAAGUAGCAGUGAUUCAGAAGAUGAGAAAGCAAAAAAGCCUGCAGCAGUCACAACUCCAGCAAGUGGAAAGAAGUCUGCUCAACCAAAAGUGGAAAAGAAAAAGGCUAAGAAGGAGUCAUCUAGUGAGAGUGAUUCCUCAGAUGAUGAUGAUGAUGUGAAACUGCCAGCUGUGGCAAAAACCACACCAAAAACUGCUCAAGUGAAAACGCCAAAAACAGUGCAAGAAAAGAAGAAAGAAUCCUCAAGUGAAGACAGUAGCGACUCUUCUGAUGAGGAUGAACCAGCUGCCAAAAAACCAACAAAGGCUGCUGCUGCACCAGCACCUAAAAAAGAGGUAAAAAAGAAGGAAUCUUCCAGCGAAAGCAGUGAUGACUCAUCUGAUGAGGAGGAGGCCACUACAGCAAAGAACAAAAAAAGCAAGAGUCCUGCUGUUCAAGAAAAGGCGAAGAAACAAUCGUCUAGCGACGAUAGCUCAGAUUCCGACGAUGAAAAUAGCAAAGUGCCAGUGAAAGCUGGAAAAACAACUACACCUGGUGGAAAAGCUAAGCAGGAAAGCUCUGACGAUGAUGAUUCUGACGAUGAUUCAAGUUCUGAUAAGGAAGAAAAGGGUGACAGUGAUGAGUCUUCAGAAGAGGAAGACAGUAAAAAGAAAGAGAAGAAAAAAGCAAACAAGCGAAAGACAGACGAUGAUAACAACAACAUUUCAGCCAAGAAGGCUAAAGCAGACGAGGACUCAGAAGAAAAACACACGGUAUUUGUUGGAAACAUCGCCUUUGAUGCGAGUGAAGACGAUUUGAAGAAUGUCUUUGAGGAAAAUGGCCUUACUCCAACUGGAGCCAGGAUACUAACACGAAACGAUGGAACGUCAAAGGGUUUUGGCUACGUUGAUUUCACAUCUCAAGAUGACAUGAAAAAAGCCAUGAAACUCACUGGUACUGAAUUCUUUGGUCGAGAAUUGAACAUCAAUGUUGCAAACAAACCAAGUGGCGGAGGAGGUCGCGGUGGAGGAGACAGAGGUAGAGGCAGAGGUGGUGGACGAGGAGGGGGACAACGUACCCCAAAGAGGGACCAAAACCCCCCGUCUAGCACGUUGUUUGUGAAGAAUUUGUCGUUUGGUACAACCGAGGAUACGUUGUAUGAGUAUUUCGAGGGUGCUUCCAACGUCAGGAUUGUGACUGAUAGAGAGAGCGGCGAGUCUCGUGGUUUUGGCUAUAUUGAAUAUGGCGAGACUGAUUCCGCGAAGGAUGCGAUGUCAAAAAUGGAUGGAAAGGAGGUGGACGGUCGAAGAUUGUUUCUCGAUUUUGCUACCCCGCGUGAUUCCCCCGGUGGUAGCGGUGGGGGACGAGGGAGAGGUGGCAGAGGAGGUCGAGGAGGAUUUCGUGGUGGUCGCGGAGGUAGAGGAGGAGGACGCGGUGGGUUCAACAAAUCCCCCGGGGCAGCGAAGAACAAAGGUUCAAUUCAAGAAUACCAGGGAAAGAAAACAACCUUUGGUGAUGAUGAAUAAGUCACUCGUACCAUCCUGUACCUGAAUCACAUAACCCACACGCAUCAAAGCACGAUAAUAUAAAAUUAUUGUGUAAUUGAAAAAGCAUUGUGGGGUGAUAUUUAAAAGCUCCAUUGCACUGCUACGAAAUAUUUUUCUCAUUUUCAAAUAGAACACUAUACGACGUACUAUAUUUUAGAUUUGAAGGGUUGUGAGUAGAAGUGAUUUUGUUAUAUAUUUAUAUUUCGUUUAUUAUAUGGCAAGCGAUUCGUUUUUUUCAAGAAGUCGGGAAGACAGCUUAAGUUUGGCGUGAAAUAACUCAAAUAAAUCAACAGCAUUUCAGAAAACAAUUUCUAGCGAAUUUCUUUGAUUGUUCUAAAAUUAACCAUUUAUAUGUUGUUGAAGGUACUGAAUUAUUGUAAGCAAGUUCCCAUUAUGAAACAAUUCGAAUUUUGCCAUGUAAUGAAUGUUUUUACUAGUUGGGAUGGUUCGGGACCGUCCACGAAGACUGUCUAGAGUUUAUAUGAACUUGUAAAAUCUGACUGACCAAGCUGACUAAGCUCAGUAAAGACAUGUGAAUAUGAGUAGUGCAUCUCAACCAUACAUGUAAUUCUGAUACUCUAUUAUAAAAGUCUAGGUCUAUUUAAGAUAGUUUUAAAUGAUAUUCAGCGAAAAGAUGGCAAUGUUAGCCGUCUGUAAUUCA